AUUGGAAGAAAAAGAUAGAAAUGGAUGGGAGAAGACAAAGCUUGGUAUCUUAGUCCUAGAUAAGGUGGGAUGCUUAAUCUUAAAUGGAAGACAAGUCAAUGUUACACCGACCGCGCAUGAUUGAUAAGAGUAGUAUUAUUACCGUGUCUUCAAUCUUUACCAAGGCUGAACGGGUCAUUACCUAAUUAACGUGCUGUAGAUUUAGGCGAGGUUUCCUUUUGGGAAGUCCAGUAGUCUUGGUCGUUCCUCUCCCCCGAUCUAUUGGAUCUGCACUUUGAUUUACUCUGUUUGGUAUAUUCAUAUAGUGGGUGGAAUGGCGAGGAGUAGAUCGUCUUCCACUACUUUCAGGUACAUUAAUCCGGCUUACUAUCUGAAACGGCCAAAGCGUCUGGCUUUGCUCUUCAUCGUUUUUGUCUUCGCCACCUUCUUCUUUUGGGAUCGACAAACUUUAGUCCGUGAUCAUCAGGAAGAGAUCUCUAAGUUGAAUGAAGAAGUGAUGCAAUUGCGAAAUCUGCUGGAAGAUUUGAAGAAUGGUCGAGUCAUGCCAGGUGAAAAGAUGAAAUCUAGUGGCAAAGGUGGUCAUGCAGCGGAAAAUAUGGAUUCACCAGACAAUAUCCUUGAUGCUCAGCGAAGGGAGAAAGUAAAAGAUGCUAUGCUUCAUGCUUGGAGUUCUUAUGAAAAAUAUGCAUGGGGUCAUGAUGAAUUACAGCCGCAAUCCAAGAAUGGUGUUGACAGUUUUGGUGGUCUUGGAGCAACCUUAAUAGAUUCUCUUGACACACUAUAUAUCAUGGGCCUGGAUGAGCAAUUUCAGAGAGCUAGAGAAUGGGUUGCGAACUCCUUGGAUUUCAACAAGAAUUAUGAUGCAAGUGUUUUUGAGACAACCAUAAGGGUUGUAGGUGGGCUUCUUAGUACGUACGAUCUAUCUGGUGAUAAGCUUUUCCUUGAAAAGGCUCAAGACAUUGCUGACAGAUUGUUGCCCGCAUGGAAUACAGAAUCUGGAAUCCCUUACAACAUUAUCAACUUGGCACAUGGGAAGCCACAUAACCCUGGCUGGACAGGGGGUGAUAGUAUCCUGGCAGAUUCUGGUACUGAGCAACUUGAGUUUAUUGCUCUUUCGCAGAGGACAGGAGACCCAAAAUAUCAACAAAAGGUGGAGAAUGUUAUCUUAGAACUUAACAAAACUUUUCCUGAUGACGGUUUGCUUCCAAUAUACAUUAAUCCACAUAAAGGCACAACAUCAUACUCAACUAUAACAUUUGGGGCAAUGGGCGACAGCUUUUAUGAAUAUCUACUCAAGGUCUGGAUACAAGGAAACAGAACUGCUGCUGUGAGUCAUUAUAGGAAAAUGUGGGAGACAUCAAUGAAAGGUCUUUUAAGCUUGGUCCGGAGAACGACUCCUUCGUCUUUUGCAUAUAUUUGCGAGAAGAUGGGAAGUUCUUUAAAUGACAAGAUGGAUGAACUUGCAUGCUUUGCUCCUGGGAUGUUAGCUUUAGGAUCAUCUGGUUAUAGCCCUAAUGAGGCUCAGAAGUUCUUAUCACUGGCUGAGGAGCUUGCUUGGACUUGCUAUAACUUUUACCAGUCAACACCUACAAAACUGGCAGGAGAGAACUAUUUUUUUAGUGCCGGCCAAGACAUGAAUGUGGGCACAUCAUGGAAUAUAUUAAGGCCUGAGACAGUUGAGUCGCUGUUUUACCUCUGGCGUUUAACAGGAAACAAGACAUACCAAGAGUGGGGUUGGAACAUAUUUCAAGCAUUUGAAAAGAACUCAAGGAUAGAAUCUGGAUAUGUUGGACUUAAAGAUGUCAACACUGGUGUCAAAGACAAUAUGAUGCAAAGCUUCUUUCUUGCGGAGACUCUUAAAUAUCUCUAUCUUCUUUUUUCACCCUCAUCAGUAAUCUCCCUAGAUGAGUGGGUUUUUAACACAGAAGCCCACCCCAUAAAAAUUGUUACCCGGAAUGAUCGUGUUAUGAGUUCUGGAGGGUCAGGUGGACGGCAAGAAUCAGAUAGGCAAUCACGUACCAGUACCAGGAAAGAAGGUCGAUUUCGUAUUAAUCAUUAAUCAAGCUGUUGAUAAAGUAUAAUGGGAUUGAAUGACCAAGUGGAGUGUCUCAUGAAACUUGCAUCUGAGGUAAAAGAAGGAUCUGCACUCUGUUAACUCCAGAUUGUCUGGAUGUAUUGCUAUAUUCUGUAGCUUAUUAAAUGCCACCACAUGGAGCAGUAGUUUUAUGUAGCUUAGCUUAGCUACUUUAGAUUCGCUUCUUAAACUGGCGUGUAUUAUAGGAGAUUGCAAUUUUUGCCGGCAGCACCACAUUUUUGGGCUUGAUGAGCAAAUUGCUAGUCGCACCUAAUUUUUCCCUUAGAAAGCAAAAACUCAUUUCAAUGGGCACAAAAUAUGACAUUUGUGUUCCUGAUUUUUUUUCUUUAUCGUUGGGGCUGGGUUUGAGUUGUACUACUCCUGAGAAUUGACGUGUGUAAAGUUAUAUGUAUUUGAAUUUGUGAAUUUACGGUCCCUGUGACACUCUCUGUGUUUCAGAUAUAUAUAUCUGAUACUCUGAUUUUUA
Molecule: messenger RNA, 2561 nt
Organism: Nicotiana attenuata
Lineage: Eukaryota; Viridiplantae; Streptophyta; Magnoliopsida; Solanales; Solanaceae
Product: mannosyl-oligosaccharide 1,2-alpha-mannosidase MNS1-like
Exons: 14
Coding region: 314-2059 (581 amino acids)
Biological process (GO): N-glycan processing; carbohydrate metabolic process
Cellular component (GO): endoplasmic reticulum; Golgi membrane
Molecular function (GO): calcium ion binding; mannosyl-oligosaccharide 1,2-alpha-mannosidase activity
Source: RefSeq, a predicted model, not a curated record